Messenger RNA from Epinephelus fuscoguttatus (brown-marbled grouper), 1561 nucleotides. RefSeq names its product transmembrane protein 74. The transcript has 3 exons. The record is from RefSeq and is a predicted model, not a curated record. Bases 1 to 954 code for a protein of 317 amino acids. NCBI's taxonomy places the organism in Eukaryota, Metazoa, Chordata, Actinopteri, Perciformes, Serranidae.
AUGGACAGCAUGACAGCCCCCCAAAAUCCGUGGGAGGGGUCUGCCAAACCUUUCCCUCUAAUUGACCAGGGAGCAGAAGCAGCCGGGGAUGCGAGCAGCCACAGACGGAGAGAGAGAGACGGACGCAUGGGCUUAACAGAAAGGGAAACCCAGCCCUGUGCUCAAAUGGCUGAUUUAGAACUGUUUUACUUUGAUCACUCCGAUCCGAGAGACACCUCCCUGGUUUUAAAUAAGCACAGUAUCAGCGAGAUCAGCGGCGCAAAGUCACUUCAUCCCGGCGGAGGAGAUGGUUCAGCACCAUGGACAGAGACCCGGAGAGCUGCGCGGCCGGAGGAGGAAACAGAAACAUCUUUCACCUGCAAGCACCAAGAUGAUGAAGAAGAUGAUGAUGACCAUCUCAUAGGGACAAGUCCACAAACCUGCAGACUGAGUCAGAGCUCCUCAAGUGAACUAUAUGAGGAGGAGGUGGUGGUGGAGGAGGAGGAGGAGGAGGACAUCCCGGAACUUUACUUGCUGUCCGACGACGACCUCUCCUCUGACGGCUCGGGAAAGUCUGUGGAUUACGGCUUCAUCAUCGCCGUGACAUGCCUGGUGACUGGCAUCUCUUUGGUCGCCAUAUCCUACACCGUCCCCAGGGAUGUCCGGGUGGACCCGGACAGCGUGUCCGCCCGGGAGAUGGAGCGGCUGGAGAGGGAGAAAGCCAGGGUGGGGGCCCAUCUAGACCGGUGUGUCAUAGCGGGACUGUGCUUGCUCACCCUCGGGGGCGUGCUGCUCUCCACCCUGCUCAUGAUCUCCAUGUGGAAAGGGGAGAUGAUGAGAAGGAAAGCUUUUGCUUAUUCCAAACACGCAGCAAAGUUGUACGGCUCGAUCAAUUUGAGAGCAGGCUCCAGCCCGACUCGGGAAUCCUGCUCACAUUUGUCAGUGGCUGAUGAGGAUUUAGAAGUGCUCAGCUGAAUUUAUGGACGGGACAAGCGGAAAAUACUCAGAAAAGUGCUUAGGAAAUCCUACUAGUGCUGUCCUAUAAUCGGGGAUGUAGUGGGGGUUUAAUGCUCUUUUUAUUUCCAACAGCUGAGGCUACGUUUUUGGUUGAUGUCGACAUGUUUUAAAGGAUCGUUUCACUUUUGUCUCUCUCUGUCCUAAUACAAUACUCACAUGCCCUUAAGUACACUGACAGAGUUUUUUUGUUGCUAUAAUUUCCCCCUCUGUCCAUAUUGGCCCUGAUAAGAUCCAGUCCUAAUCCAAUUCCAAUGUAAGUGACCCGGGACAAAAUCCACAGCCCUCUUUUGAGUCAAAAUGCAUUUUAAAGUGCAGCUGAAACUAAUAUGAGGGUUUAGCAUUUGGAUUUGCAGGGGUUCAGUGAAAAACAGACCUGUAAUAAUACAACACAAAGGGCUGCAUCAGUGGGGGUUUGUUGUUUCAGGUACCAAUGAAAAAUACAACCCAGAUCGGGUAACCAACACAUUCUUACUCCCAAAUACUGACACUUGGUCAGUAGCCCUACAUGUCAAAUUAUAAUGCUCUGGUUAUUAAAAUAGCUUGAUUGACUUUUGGUUUUACACAA